UAAUUUCUGUACAUUUUUUAUUUUGGGUUACAGAGAUCAAGGAAACUUUUACAUUAUUGCAGUUCAUGGUAUCAGGCAGUUUCCAGACAGUUUAGGAAAACAAGAUUAAGCACAAACACACUUAAACUUGAUUCUUGAACUGCAUAUAUUUCAAAACUAAGAAAAUGUUUUUUUCCAAGGAAAUUUGAGAACCUGAAGUUAUUAAGAGUUAUAUCAAAGUUAUUCUUGUGCCGCCAACGUAGCGCCACACAUUUUCGUAACUGCACGGAAAAACAUUCCUUCAGCUUCCUAUAAUUCCACAGAAUCCGCAACGUUCGUUUACUGUCAAACCAAUUAUAUGAAGGAAUCCAGUAUUAUCCCGCGUUGUUUUGUUUUGAAUGUUCAAGUACAGACGCCGACUAGGAGUCAUGAGUCCUCCAGGCCACAGGCGGCGCUUGGACAGAUCUUGCCUCCCCACCCCCUUUCCAAAGCUGAAAACAGCUUCGCUCAAACAUUCGGUUUUCGAUUCUCGAUCCUAGACCAAGCAGAGGUUAUGAUUAGCUCACAGUCUCACUUCCGCACUUCGGAGGAGGAGGAAGAGGAAAAGGGAAAGCAAAGCGAAGAACUUCCAAAGAAGACGCUUCGGGAAGAGGGAAAAAAAAAAAAGGAGUGAGUGAACCUGAAGUGCGCAUGCCCAAUCAGCCUUCGCGCUAACUGCGCAUGCCUCGGCGGUUAUAGCCAUCAGGACAAGGGAAGAAUCCCAAGAGUUCAAAGCUACAGUUGAGACCCUGCCCCUUCUUCUCCAGAGUAACCGUCAUUUUCCUCUCGUGGACGGUUUCUCCUCGGACCUUUUUCAGUCUCAGACCUGUCAGGACGAGAGAUAGGAUGUCCGGUGGUGUCUUGUCCCAGGCCAGUCCCGGCGCUGAGUGAGACAAGGCCAGGCCGGGCGGCGGGUGACCGGGAAAGGGAUGUCGCCUCCGUCCCCCGACGUUGGGUUUUGCCGCUGCCGCCUUUGGCGGCUCCCGUUGUCUCUAUCCUCCUCCGGUGGUUCUGGUCGCUGCCCGCGACCUUCACUCCAAGCCCGGGAGCAACGUCGGGCUCGGCAGUGAUUCCCGUCGUUUCCCCCCCACCCCUUAGGGGGCGGGACGGGGCAGGCAAGAUGCAAGCGGCUCCGCUGCAGUACGAGUUCUUCAGUGAAGAGAAUGCACCCAAGUGGCGGGGUCUGCUUGUGGCCGCCCUGAAAAAGGUUCAGAUGCAAGUCCACCCUAAACUAUCUUCUACAGAAGAUGCUUUGCAGUAUGUUGAGGAGUUAAUUCUGCAGUUACUAAAUAUGCUGUGUCAAGCUCAGCCAAGAAGUUUCUCAGAUGUAGAGGAUCGUGUCCAAAAAAGUUUUCCUCAUCCAAUUGAUAAAUGGGCAAUAGCUGAUGCGCAAUCUGCCAUUGAAAAGAGGAAGCGAAGAAAUCCGUUAUUUCUUCCAGUAGAAAAAAUUCAUCCACUCUUAAAGGAAGUCCUGGGAUAUAAAGUUGACCAUCAAGUAUCUGUUUACAUUGUAGCUGUAUUGGAAUACAUUUCUGCAGAUAUUUUAAAACUGGUUGGAAACUAUGUUCGAAAUAUAAGGCAUGAUGAAAUUACUAAGCAGGACAUCAAAGUGGCAAUGUGUGCUGAUAAGGUGUUGAUGGAUAUGUUCCAUCAAGAUGUAGAGGAUAUUAGUACCCUGACGUUAUCUGAUGAGGAACCUUCCACAUCAGGAGAACAAACCUAUUAUGAUCUUGUAAAGUCAUUCAUGGCAGAAGUUCGACAAUAUAUAAGGGAACUCAAUCUCAUAAUAAAAGUUUUUAGAGAACCUUUUAUUACCAAUCCAAAAUUGUUUUCAGGUCAUGAGCUAGCAUUUGAUCCUUAUGAAUCAUACACUCAGGAUAUUUUACGGACUGGCUUUCAUGAUCAUUUUCUUAGCCAGUUAUCAAAGCCCGGAGCAGCCUUCUAUUUGCAGUCAAUUGGAUAUGGUUUUAAAGAAGCUGUUCAGUAUGUUUUACCUAGGCUACUUCUAGUUCCUGUUUACCAUUGUCUUCACUAUUUUGAACUUUUAAAGCAAUUAGAAGAGAAGAGUGAAGAUGAAGAAGAUAAAGAAUGCUUGAAGCAAGCAAUUACAGCUCUGCUUAAUCUUCAGAGUAGUAUGGAAAGGAUUUGUUCCAAAAGUCUUGCGAAGAGAAGGCUUAGUGAAUCUGCAUGCCGAUUCUACAGUCAACAAAUGAAGGGGAAGCAGCUAGCAAUCAAGAAAAUGAACGAGAUCCAGAAGAAUAUAGAUGGAUGGGAAGGAAAAGACAUUGGACAGUGCUGCAAUGAAUUUAUUAUGGAGGGAACACUCACACGUGUGGGUGCCAAACAUGAAAGACAUAUAUUUCUCUUUGAUGGUUUGAUGAUUUGUUGUAAGUCAAAUCAUGGCCAACCAAGGCUGCCUGGUGCUAGCAAUGCAGAAUAUCGUCUGAAAGAGAAAUUUCUUAUGCGAAAGGUACAAAUCAAUGAUAAAGAUAACACUAACGAGUACAAGCAUGCUUUUGAAAUCAUUUUAAAAGAUGAGAACAGUGUUAUUUUUGCUGCUAAAUCGGCUGAAGAGAAGAACAACUGGAUGGCAGCCUUGAUCUCUUUACAAUACAGAAGUACCCUGGAACGCAUGUUAGAUGUAACAAUGUUGCAAGAAGAGAAAGAGGAGCAGAUGAGAUUUCCAAGUCCUGAGCUAUAUAGAUUUGCAGAACCUGAUUCUACAGAAAAUAUUGUUUUUGAAGAAAACAUGCAGCCCAAAUCUGGAAUCCCAAUUAUUAAGGCAGGAACUGUUGUCAAACUGAUUGAGAGGCUUACAUUCCACAUGUAUGCUGAUCCCAAUUUUGUUCGAACAUUUCUUACCACAUACAGAUCUUUUUGUAAGCCUCAGGAGUUACUGAGUCUCCUGAUAGAAAGAUUUGAAAUUCCAGAACCUGAACCGACAGAAGCAGAUCGUAUAGCUAUGGAGAAUGGAGAUCAACCUCUUAGUGCAGAAUUAAAAAGAUUUAGAAAAGAAUAUAUACAACCUGUACAGCUACGAGUAUUAAAUGUAUGUCGACACUGGGUGGAACAUCAUUUCUAUGAUUUUGAGAGAGAUGUAGAUCUUUUGCAACGAUUGGAAGAAUUCAUUGGCACAGUCAGAGGUAAAGCUAUGAAGAAAUGGGUUGAGUCAAUCACGAAGAUAAUUAAUAGGAAAAAGCAAGCACAAGCCAUUGGGCCAAGUCACAAUAUUACUUUUGAAAGCUCACCACCUCCAAUUGAGUGGCAUAUCAGCAGGCAAGGACAAACUGAAACAUUUGACCUGCUCACUUUGCAUCCAAUUGAAAUUGCCCGACAGCUUACUCUACUUGAAUCAGAACUUUACAGGGCUGUGCAGCCAUCAGAGCUCGUUGGAAGUGUAUGGACAAAGGAAGAUAAAGAAAUUAAUUCUCCUAACCUGCUCAAAAUGAUAAGACAUACCACUAAUCUUACCUUAUGGUUUGAAAAAUGCAUUGUAGAAACAGAAAACCUAGAAGAAAGAGUAAUGGUAGUCUGCCGGAUAAUUGAAAUCUUGCAAGUUUUUCAAGAGCUAAACAAUUUUAAUGGCGUUCUUGAAGUCGUCAGUGCUAUGAAUUCUGCACCUAUUUACAGACUGGAUCACACUUUUGAACAAAUCCCAAGCCGGCAAAAGAAGAUAUUUGAAGAAGCACAUGAACUAAGUGAAGAUCAUCAUAAGAAAUAUUUGGCAAAACUCAGGUCCAUUAAUCCUCCAUGUGUGCCUUUCUUUGGAAUUUAUUUAACAAACAUUUUGAAAACAGAAGAAGGCAAUCCUGAAUUUCUAAGAAGACAUGGAAGAGAACUCAUUAACUUUAGCAAACGGAGGAAAGUAGCUGAGAUAACAGGAGAAAUACAACAGUACCAAAACCAGCCAUAUUGCUUAAAGGUGGAACCUGACAUCAGGAGAUUUUUUGAAAAUUUGAAUCCAAUGGGAAAUAGCAUGGAAAAAGAAUUUGCAGAUUCUCUUUACAACAAGUCCCUAGAAAUAGAACCACGUAAUAUGAAGCCGCCUCCAAGAUUUCCUAAAAAAUACAGCUAUUCCCUCAAAUCUCCGGGUAUUCGUCCAUCAAAUCCAAGACCUGGAACCAUGAGGCACCCAACACCUCUGCAACAAGAACCCAGAAAAAUUAGUUACAGUCGUGUCCCUGAGAGUGAAUCGGAGAAUGCAGCCUCUGCACCAAACUCUCCAAGAACACCCCUCACCCCACCCUUGCCGUCCUCUACUUCCAGCACUACAGAUGUCUGCAGUGUGUUUGAUUCUGAUCCCUCUACACCUUUUCAUUCAAGGUCUGCCUCUGUAUCCUCCAUCAGUUUUCCCAAAAAUUCUGAUGAAAUUGCUGUUCCUCCUCCUAUUCCACCCCGAAGACGUCCAGAAUCUGCCCCUGCUGAAUCGUCUCCGUCAAAGAUUUCUUCUGUACAUCUGGAUAGUCCACCAGCAAUUCCCCCUCGGCAGCCAACAACAAAAAUUUAUUCACCGAGGUAUUCGGUGCCCGACAGGACCUCUGUCUCAGAUGCUCCUGAAAGCCCACCUGUAUUGCCACCACGAGAACCUGUGCGAACUCCUGAUGUUUUCUCUAGUUCGCCUUUGCAUCUCCAGCCACCGCCUUUAGGCAGAAAAAGUGAACUUGGCAACACUUUCUUUCCCAAUAGCCCCUCUCCAUUUACUCCCCCUCCUCCUCAGACCCCUUCUCCCCAUGUUGCACGCAGGCAUUUACCAUCACCUCCUUUGAUACCCCAAGAAAUGGACAUCCCUUCUGUCGCUGGGCCACCUGUUCCUCCACGGCAAAGCACUUCUCAACAUAUCCCAAAGCUUCCUCCAAAAACUUACAAAAGGGAGCCCACCCAUCCUUCAAUGCAUCACGACGGACCCCCUUUGCUGGAGAAUGCCCACUCCACCUGAAUCCUCCUUUGUGCUAGAGCAUGCUUUCUCCGGUGCUACGUCUAUUGCUGGCAAUAGAUGCACCACGUCUUUUGUCAACAAGGAGCUGCGUGGUACUGCUCCUAACACUAAUGACUCUACAUUUGAUAUAUAUAAUGUGGAAAAUAAUAAAUAACAGGUCCCUUUAUUGUGGAAGAAAAAUGCUGUUUGUUAGUAAAGUAUGCAAGGCACUGUUCUAAACUCACUGGACUUCUGAAUGUACCAGAAAUUAGGUUUGCAGAUCUCUUUAGGCCAAUAAGCAUUUCCUGUGCUUUGUGUAUUGUCCAGUGAAGGAUGUGAAGCAUAAUCCUAUAAUCUGUCCACCGUGACAUAAAUUCUUGGAGUAAUAAUAUGCACUUUUUAAAAGAAAAAAUCUCAAAACAGAGAAUCUGUUAGCCUUUUUAAUUUAAUUGUAUCAUUCCCUGCUUUCGAAUCGUACUGGACUGUGAGGUUGAUUUGUAGCGUUGAACCAGGAUAGAGCUAAGGCAUCACAUUAUACUGCAGUCCUGUUUACAAACUCUUACAUUAGUUAAAUACAUGGGUAGCUAGGCUUCACCAAAGAGGUACUUUCCUUCUAUAAAAAUGUGUUGAGGCCAGUUCUAAAGAGAGAUGCAGUAAGUAGAAUGCCUAAUUUGUGCCACCAUAACAAAAGCUGUCUGAGGGACUGCCUGCUCCCAGGAUUCCCUGUCCUGUAAGAUCAGGCACAGUUGGUGUGCUUUGGGUUGUUUCAGUCAAAUAAUGCCAUUUUUCAGGACCCAAGAAGUCUUAUUCAUUACAGCAUCUGCCCUCUGGAGUGAUAUUCUCCAGACUUCUGUGUAGCUCUCACCUUGAUGAUGAUCUGGAAGUUUUUAAAAACAUGGCUGUUCUCCCAGGCCUGGGGUAGGUAGGUUGUGGAAAUCUAUGGUUAUGUUUUCUGUUUAAGGGAGUGUGCUUAUCCAGACACACGGGAUGUUUUUAUAAUUUCUUAUUUUUUAAUGUAAGCUGACCAGAGUCGCUUUGAAAAUGGGCAGGCUCUAAAUUUCUUCAAUACUUUGAAAUGGCACUGCUACUUCACUUAAAUCCGUGUAUACAUGGGUAAAUAUUGACUAGGUCUUCAAUUAAGAUUUACCAGUGAUCAACUUUCCAGUUAGUGCUGCAGCCUCUUUGAUUAUGCCAUGGAAAUGCAAAAAAUGAUCCUCUGGCCAUCUCCCCCCACCCAAUCCCUGGUUAUCACUUUGUUUUAACUAGUGGUAGGUAGACAAAUAAUCAGUAUCAACUUUUGCCUUGUAGUUGCAUAAAUAAAUCAUAUGUAUAUAGUGAAUGUUGCAUAAAUAUAAUUGCAAAUUGUUUUUAAUUUAAAUGAAAUAAAGACAGAUAUUUUGUCUGGCUGACAUAUAUUAAAUUAUUGCAUUGCUAAA
This is a messenger RNA of Notechis scutatus (mainland tiger snake), 6369 nucleotides long. The record is from RefSeq and is a predicted model, not a curated record. NCBI's taxonomy places the organism in Eukaryota, Metazoa, Chordata, Lepidosauria, Squamata, Elapidae.